Messenger RNA from Anneissia japonica, 3313 nucleotides. Its product is annotated as ras GTPase-activating protein-binding protein 2-like. Bases 191 to 1579 code for a protein of 462 amino acids. Gene Ontology annotation, molecular function: mRNA binding. Gene Ontology annotation, cellular component: cytosol; ribonucleoprotein complex. NCBI's taxonomy places the organism in Eukaryota, Metazoa, Echinodermata, Crinoidea, Comatulida, Comatulidae. The record is from RefSeq and is a predicted model, not a curated record. The transcript has 10 exons.
UGUAUUUUCAAUAGCUAGCGCGCAUGGAUGCAUGUGCGACGCAUUUUUUCCAUUGAACGAAGAAGUGAUAUCUUCUGAGGUUUUAACACCUUUUUUCCUUUAGAUUUUGCUCAUUUUCUGAUGAAAAUUUGAAUCUGCGUAACUUAUAGAGGUAGAAUUUUCUCUGGAAAGUCUCCUCCAACAGGCGGUCAUGGUUAUGGCUGAUAAUCCCUCUCCUCCACCUCAGUCACACAGCGCGGAGGUCGUGGGUCGUGAAUUUGUUCGACAGUAUUAUACACUGCUCAAUGAAGCGCCAUUCUACUUGCACAGAUUUUACAAUAAGAAUUCUUCAUUUGUGCAUGGAGGUGUAGACGCACAUGGCAACCCAGAAGAAGCAGUUAUUGGGCAGGCCAUCCGGGAGAAAAUAGAGCAGUUGGAUUUUAGGGAUUGCCAUACCAAGAUCAAGCAGGUUGACAGCCAUGCUACUGUAGGAGACGGAGUUGUCGUACAGGUGAGUGGUGAAUUGUCGAACAAUGCCAAGCCGAUGCGUCGCUUCAUGCAGACGUUUGUCCUUGCUCCGCAGACGGCAAAGAACUACUACGUUAGAAACGAUAUAUUCCGUUACCAGGAUGAGGUCUUCAACGACUCUGAAGACUCUGAGACGGAGAAUGUUGAAGAAGUGCCAGCAAUCUCUGAAAAUGAUGUUGAAGAUGUAGCUGUGGCCCAGGCAACUAUCCCAGAGCCAGUGCAAGAUCCUGCUGUUACUUCUUACUACGAACCACAACCUUCUACAGUCAGUAAUGGUAUACCUCGCAUUGAUAGUCCUGAGGUGAUGAAACCAACCGAGGAUGAGGAAGUGGCCAGCGAGCCAUCCAGCUCCGGAGAGCAGCCUCCAAUCCCAGACCCAGUCGUUGAGAACCACACUCCCGAACCUGAAGAUGAGGACCCUGGGGAGGAGAAGGUACUGAAACCUGUCUCAUGGGCUGAGCGAGCUCGGGGUGGUGCGCCUCCUGUCCAUAAUAUUGCAGUCGUUAACACAGUGCCUGGGAAAUACACUUCGCAUACACCACCAGCCCCAGUUAGCGCAAAACAAGAGGUGGCCCAGUCUUCACGCAAUGACCCACUGCCCCAACGCGAGGUGCGCUCUAAAGACCGUGGCAGUCGUGGAAAUCCUCGACGUUUUCCUGACAACCAACAACUGUUUGUUGGCAACCUCCCUCUUGAUGUUGAAGAGGAGGAACUUAAGCAGUUCUUUAGCUCUUAUGGCCAGGUGUUGGAGACCAGGAUCAGUAAGAAUACCAUGGGAAAGAUCCCGUACUUUGGCUUUGUAGUUUUUGAGACUACUCAACCAGUGCAGAACCUAUUGAAAAUGGCCAAGCAACAGGAGCAAAUCUUGUUCCGUGGAACUCACCGGCUUAAUGUCGAAGAAAAGAAGCCCAGAGGAUCGGAUUCACGCCCACGCGGACGUGGCAACGAACCCCGCUUUGGUGGGCCCCCAAGAGGUGGUGCUUCUGGCCGAGGAGGUGGACGUGGAAAUUCAAGUGGAGUUGGAAAGGGAGGUGGAUCAUCCGGUGGACGAGGGUUCAAUCCUCAGCGUUAACCAAGUGGAUAUGGUGCUCGUCAGCCACAAUCACAAAGCAUGAAAAGCAAAACAAAAAAAAAAUAAACAAAAUAAAAUAAAGACUUUAAAUUAAAUCUCUGGAAACCCGCAUUCAUUUUUUUACAGUGAAGAAGAGCGAAACUAAUAAAAUCGUGGAAGAGGCAGUGUGUGCAUUCGCAUAGACAAAUGGCGGUUGUCACCCGCUUGUAGCAGCUAUUUUCCGACAUUUCUUGUUAUUGUCACAUGUUGUGUCGUUUGUUGCCUAGAUACUGAGAUAUCGAUUCCUCUAUUGAUCUCAAUCUGGUAUUAGACAGAAUAGCAGCAGCAUGUAUGAGAAGUUUUUGGUACUUUUUUGUUGUCCUGUUCCUGACAGUUAUGGGUCAAAGGUUAAAGGUUGUUGUCAAUUGUGAUUCAUGUCCGUUGCUACAAAAUAUCUUGUGUAGAAACUUAGGCAUAACCAAGGUUAAAUCAGGGAGGUAAUGAUGUUUUCAGCCCACAUCUAUGGUACAUUAUUUUGUUCCAGUGUUUUCUUUACAGAUGGAAUGAAACAGGUAAUAAAUAACAGAGACAUAAUAAGUCUUAGAAAUUAAAAACUAUCUAACUCCUGGUAAUAUCAUUAGGUUUAAUCUAUAUUUUUGGGGUUUUGAAAUGCCUAAGUACAAUUCAUAAUGUGAACUCUGAGGAGGUGGUGAUAGUGAUGAAAUAGACUGUGAAUGCAUAGUAAAUGCUGUAGUUAAAAUGUAAUGCAAGUUGAAAACUUACUCUUAAUAUAUGAAACUUGUAAAAAUAUGGAGGAAAUCUAUGCCUUGUUAAUAUGCAUAUGAUUAACAUUCGUUGGUUAAGACAAUUGAGAACCAUGUCAAAUACGGCUUAUGGCUGUCUAAUUUUUAUACCCUUAAUAAGCCAUUGUAUCUUAAAAUAGUUUGAUUCUGUGCCUGGGUUGCCUUAGGUUGUUGGUUGUUAAUUGUGGCCAGGGAGUUGUUGAAUACUUUACAAUGAAUGAAAUAAACAUGCAUAUGAUAAUGGCCACAUGAUUUGGCUGGGUUUGUAUUGGUAGUUAUGUAGAAAUCAUUCAUGCACACUUUGUAGCAAAUAUAUUAUCUUUAUUAUUUGCUGUGGCCAUAAAUAACAUGGAAAUAGGAUGGAAAUAUUGAAGCAUUGCUAAAUCAGAUGUUUUAUUUAUAUUUACGGAUUCAACCAUAAGUACUUUGGACAUAAGGCUGUUGCCCUCUGUUAAUGUCAAUUAUAACACCAGUGUGUACUGUACAUAUAAACAGAUAAAAAGGUUGUCAUGACGAUGCUGUCUCGUUUCUUGAAAUUAGUCUCAAGAUGAGGCAAGAUUGAGUUCAGAAGACUUGUUUCUUUUGAAGAUGAAAGAUUUCAUGUAAAUUUGAGCCUGUUUGCCACAGUAGAUUAUGCUUUAGAUAUUUUUUGGGGCAAUAAUUUAUAUACUGAUAAAUAAUUCCGGUUUAUUAUUUUAUGUUUUUUACCUAGGCAACCAUAUUUCCACUUAGAAAUUGGACCAAUGGUGAUAGUAAGGUUACUAAUAUUACCAUCGUGGACUCCUCAACUGGGUGGAAUUUCUGAAAUAAUUCAUUAAAUCUUUUUUUUUUCAUUACUGUAACUUGUGAUAUUUGUACUUUUUUAAUCAAUAAAAUAUACCCAUGCCAAAGGUUGAGUAGUCCAUUACGAUGAAAUUAAAUAAGUUGAGUUGUUUUUUGGUUUUUAUAUUAA